Messenger RNA from Calypte anna (Anna's hummingbird), 3019 nucleotides. RefSeq names its product tripartite motif containing 36 (gene TRIM36). The record is from RefSeq and is a predicted model, not a curated record. Bases 53 to 2224 code for a protein of 723 amino acids. Gene Ontology annotation, molecular function: protein binding; zinc ion binding. Lineage: Eukaryota; Metazoa; Chordata; Aves; Apodiformes; Trochilidae. The transcript has 10 exons.
CGCCAGGCUGGGAGCCGAGUCGGCGGAGCUGGCGGGCGGAGGAGGCGCGGAGAUGGAGGGUGAUCGGCUGGACAGCGAUCGGGUGGAGAGCCGGGUUACCAUUAAGGGCAUUGAAAGAGAGCUCAUCUGCCCAGCAUGCAAAGAAUUAUUUACCCAUCCACUGAUCCUUCCUUGCCAGCACAGUGUUUGUCACAAAUGUGUGAAAGAAAUACUUUUUGCAUUUGAAGACUCUUUUGCUGAUGGAGGCUCUGAAUCCUCUAAUCAGAGUAGCCCUCGAAUUAAAAUCUCUUCUUCUAGCAUGGAGAGAAUUGACAGGAUUACUAGAACAGGCAGAAAACGCAAUUCACUGACUCCUAGAUCAAGUCUGUUUCCUUGUCCGGGUUGCCAGCGGGAUAUUGAUCUUGGAGAACGUGGCAUGAAUGGCUUAUUUCGCAACUUUACUUUGGAAACCAUUGUGGAAAGAUACAGACAGGCAGCCAGGGCAGCCAUUGCCAUUAUGUGUGAUUUCUGCAAACCUCCACCUCAAGAGUCCACAAAGAGCUGCAUGGAUUGCAGUGCAAGCUACUGCAAUGAAUGUUUCAAAAUACACCAUCCUUGGGGCACUGUGAAAGCCCAGCAUGAGUAUGUAGGACCAACCACUAACUUCAGACCCAAGAUUUUGAUGUGUCCUGAACAUGAAAUGGAGAGGGUAAACAUGUACUGUGAAAUCUGCAGAAGGCCUGUUUGUCAUCUUUGUAAACUAAGUGGAUGUCAUGCAAACCAUAGAGUGACAACCAUGAGCACUGCCUACAAAACCCUUAAGGAGAAGCUUUCAAAAGAUAUUGCGUACCUCAUCAGCAAGGAGAGCCAGGUGAAAGGUCACAUCACACAGCUGGGUCUGCUGCUGAAAGAAACAGAGUGUAACAGUGAAAGAGCUAAAGAAGCAGCAUUGCAGAGUUUUGAGAAAUUAUCUCAUGUCCUGGAAGAGAAGAAAUCUGCAGCUCUUAGGGCUAUUGAAGUUUCUAAGAAUUUAAGGCUGGAAAAAUUGCAAACACAAGCAGAAGAAUAUCAGGGGCUCCUGGAAAAUAAUGGCCUUGUGGGAUAUGCACAAGAAGUGCUUAAGGAAACCGAUCCCUCUUGUUUUGUUCAGACAGCAAAACAACUUCAUGUCAGAAUCCAAAAAGCUACUGAAUCACUGAAGAGCUUCAGGCCAGCAGCUGAAACUACCUUUGAAGACUUUGUGGUGGACAUAGCCAAACAAGAAGAAGCUCUUGGUGACCUGUCCUUUCAUUCCAAUGGUCUAGAAAUACCAGAAAUCAAUAAAGGGCAGAGCAGAAUGUACAACAAAGCUCUUAUAAGUUGGGAAUCACCUGGGAAGACAGAAUCAGCUGAUAUCUAUGUUCUUGAGUAUCGAAAGCUUUAUAGAGAAGAUGAGAGUGCAAUGUGGCAGGAGAUUGAAGUUUGCAGCAAGAGCAAAGUCAUAUCUGAUCUUGAUGAAGACAGCAGCUAUGCCUUUAGAGUUCGAGGAUAUAAAGGAUCCAUCUGUAGCCCUUGGAGCCCAGAAGUUAUUUUGCGUACACCUCCAGCUCCAGUUUUCAGUUUCCUUUUUGAUGACAAAUGCGGGUACAACAGUGACCAUCUCCUGCUGAACUCAAGAAGAACUUCUGUGGAAAGCAGGGCUGGGUUUCCUCUACUGCUGGGAUCUGAGCGCAUGCAGAUUGGAUGCUACACAACCCUGGAUUACAUCAUUGGUGACACUGGGAUUGCCAAAGGAAAGCACUUCUGGGCUUUCCAUGUGGAAGCCUAUUCAUACCUGGUGAAAGUGGGAGUUGUUUCUAGCAACAAGAUACAGAAAUUGUUCCACAAUACCCAUGAUGGGACAAGCCCCAGGUAUGACCAAGACAGUGGUCAUGACAGCGGGAGUGAAGAUGCCUUCUUUGAUUCAACACAGCCUUUCACACUAGUCACAUUAGGCAUGAAGAAGUUCUUUAUCCCCACAACACCUGCUGCCCCCAAGGAUCCAGAAAGCAGAAUCCUUCCCCUGCCAUCAUGCUUGGGCAUCUGUCUUGACUGUGACAAAGGCAAAGUGGGGUUUUAUGAUGCAGGCCCUAUGAAAUGCCUGUAUGAGUGUGAGGUGGACUGCUCUGGCAUAAUGUACCCAGCAUUUGCCUUAAUGGGUGGUGCAGCAGUUCAUCUUCAGGAAGCCAUCACAGCAAAAUACGGGGAAUACCAUGAAGACAUCUAGUCCAUCAAUCUCUUCCCAUUGCUGUUCCAAGAUGGAGAAUGAGAGCAGAAGAAUUCUGCCUUAGUUUUCAAUCCUGUUUAUUCACAUUCUGUCUAAGCAUUGCUCUUACGCUGGGCCACACUGUUUUUUAAACAAAUGGUCCAGAUGCUUCCCACACCAGUGGGAAAUGUUCUUCACUAAUUCUUCUGCCUUUCUUGUGAUAUGUGCAAAGCUGUUCUCCACAGAAUUUCUUUCUGGGGAAAGCGAGAAAAAAGUUUGACUAGCAACCAAAAUUAACUCUUCAGGGGUAGAAGCCUGCCUUUCAUUAACUUAAAUCCUUACAUACAGUUUUGCAUUUAAUUAAGUCAAAGCUGACAGCUUGUGAUUACCAUUGUCCUUUGAAGAAAUAUGCCUGAGUGCCUCUGAGGGGUCAGAUGCUUUCCAGUUAAAUCCCUGAGCACCAUGGGUUGCACCUUUCAGCAUGAAACAGCAUUUGCAAAAAUACAACAUAAAGCAGAGAGAAGCAUCUGAAAAUUUUGGUUGUGCUGGGAAAGACAAGACUAAAGUAGAAUCUGAUUUCAAGUCAUUUACCUUUAAUGUGACUAUAAGCUAAAACUAAUUCUGACACCUGGUGUUAUAGAGUUGAUGGCAUAAUGGUAAGGUUCUGUACUCUUCCAGACUUUUACUGUAGGUUAUAUAAAAUAUAUAAAUUGCAAUUUGACCUUAUGCAUCAGACUUGAGAGUCCAAAAUCAGAAGUGUUUGCAUGUCUGAAUAAAGAGUACCUGUUAAUUAUGUAAAAGAAAAGCAAUUAUUGA